This is a messenger RNA of Symbiodinium necroappetens, 164 nucleotides long. Lineage: Eukaryota; Dinophyceae; Suessiales; Symbiodiniaceae. The record is from the annotation of a GenBank genome assembly.
GUCAGCCCGGCACUUUGUGAAAGGAGCCGCUGUUGCACGGAGCGAGCCGGACUCGGCUCACCAGAUUGCGGCAGCAGUGUUUGGAGCUAUUCUCAUUGCUGCCAGCAAAACUUGAUGCUGUCCAUUCGGGAUACCAGCGGCAUCCGAGAACUUCCCGACUGCUG